Messenger RNA from Paraphaeosphaeria sporulosa, 1968 nucleotides. Its product is annotated as DUF1212-domain-containing protein. NCBI's taxonomy places the organism in Eukaryota, Fungi, Ascomycota, Dothideomycetes, Pleosporales, Didymosphaeriaceae. The coding region runs from base 1 to 1968 and encodes 655 amino acids. The record is from RefSeq and is a predicted model, not a curated record. The transcript has 4 exons. Gene Ontology annotation, molecular function: transmembrane transporter activity. Gene Ontology annotation, biological process: transmembrane transport.
AUGCAGGAACUCUCUCAGGACUCGCCAACAGUGAGCCCUCCGCAAAAUGCCGAGCGGCGGCGGGUACGAAUCAACAGCUCCGCCGCUGAAAUACCCGGAGGCGCACCCAGCUACAGCCGCGUCAAUGAUCUUGAGGCGCAGAAUUCAGGCAGCGUCGAAAGCCUUCAGCCCGUAGACGAUACCACUGCCGAAGUCAAUGAUCUAUGGCACGCCCACCAUAAUGGCGCCCAUCUGGGUCAUUCAGAGCACCAAUCUGCCGGUGCGGCAACCCAGCCCGAGGACGAAGACGUUUACACCUACUCUGGAAACAACCAAGGCGGUGUCUUCUACCACCUCCUCCAGGCCUACAAGACGCCCACAACGGCCGCCAACUAUUCUGCCGAGAGCACAGGUCAAUCGCCUCCUCGCCUGCCCGAGUCAGUGAGCCGUCCCGGGUCUUCGGGCAACGCGACCCCAAGAAAGAAGUGGUACAGCCAAGAGAAGAGCAACCAGUCGCAGGAGACGCUCGCCACGUUGAUCGGAGCGGCGGCCGAACUAGCAAAUCCCAAAGCGGAGAGCAAAGUGCAAUAUCGCCCACAGCACAAACGGAACAAUAGCAAUCCUCUACUUUCCAAAAUAUGGAAAGCCAAAGAAGAGCAGGACGCAAAGAUCAAGAUCCACGUUGCGAGCAUUCUCAAACGCCAGCAGUACAUCAUCAAGAUGUGCCGCGCGCUGAUGGUAGUUGGCGCACCCACUCAUCGCCUCGAGGAAUAUCUAGCAACGACAGCAAAGGUGUUGGAGGUGAACAGCCAGUUUCUCUAUAUACCGGGUUGCAUGAUCAUAUCCUUCGAUGACUCUCUCACCCAUACCGCCGAAGUCAAGAUCGUUCGAACUACACAAGGUGUCAACCUAGGCAAGCUCAAAGAUUGUCACGAAAUCUACAAAGAGGUUCUUCACGAUGUGAUUAGUCUGGACGAUGCGCUUGUGGCACUGGAUGAGCUCAUCAACAGGCCCGAUCAACACCCCGUCUGGCUCAACGUUAUCAUGUAUGGACUCGCGAGCGUUGCAGUUUCAGGCUUCUUCAAAGCACGAUGGAUCGAUAUGGGCCCAAUCUUCAUCAUGGGCACCGUCCUUGGAUUCCUGCAACUGGUGGUGGCUCCAAUGUCGAAGACAUACAAUACGGUCUUCGAGAUUAGCGCUGCCAUUUUAAUGACUUGCAUUUCUCGAGCUCUUGGGAGUAUACGUGGUGGGAAUCUGUUCUGUUUUUCUGCUCUGACACAAAGCUCGAUUGCAAUGAUCCUUCCCGGCUGGCUCGUGCUAAGCUCUGCACUCGAGCUGCAAUCACGCGCUAUUGUGCCAGGUUCGAUUCGACUGGUUUACGCUAUCAUCUAUUCGCUCUUCCUCGGCUAUGGCAUUACCGUUGGUACGGCGCUUUACGGCGCGAUGGACCCCAACGCCACCAAUGCAACAACCUGCCAGGCUCCACUGAAUUCGUACUGGAACUUCCUCCUCGUACCUUUGUACAUCCUCUUCGCCUGCCACACCGUACAAGCCAAGUACAAACAGAUGCCGGUCAUGAUUGCCAUCGCAUUCUCGGGCUACAUUGUCAACUUCUAUGCCAACAUGAAGUUUAGCUCUAGCGCUCCGAUUGCUUAUACCUUCGGAGCAUUCGCCGUGGGAGUGUUGGCGAAUCUGUAUAGCCGCCUACGACACGGUGUGGCGGCUGCCGUACUUUUGCCUGCUGUCUACGUUCAAGUUCCAGGCUCUCUUGCCGCGAGUGGAGCUAUCACGACUGCUUUGCAGACUGCUUCUUCCCUCAUCAAGGGUGGAGACACCACUGGCGAUAACUCCAACUCCCUCAACGCCAUCAGUUUCAACGUUGCCGCGCAAAUGAUCCAGAUCGCCAUCGGUAUCACGGUCGGACUGUUCAUGUCCGCACUUCUCGUCUACCCGUUGGGCAAGAAACGCUCGGGUUUGUGGACAUUGUGA